Molecule: messenger RNA, 819 nt
Organism: Histoplasma capsulatum G186AR
Lineage: Eukaryota; Fungi; Ascomycota; Eurotiomycetes; Onygenales; Ajellomycetaceae
Product: ubiquitin-conjugating enzyme
Exons: 3
Coding region: 1-507 (168 amino acids)
Cellular component (GO): endoplasmic reticulum; cytosol
Source: RefSeq, a predicted model, not a curated record
AUGGCCACUUCCGCUGCAGCAGGGCUGCUCAGCCGCCAAUUGAAGCAGAUGCAAACGGAUAAGGAUAUCCCGGGAAUUAGUUGUGGUUUGGCAAACGACAACAUAUUUGAAUGGGAGGUUAUGCUCAUGAUCUCAGAUGAGUGUAAAUUUUAUGGUGGUGGCUUUUUCUGCGCUCGACUAUCUUUUCCCCCCGAGUAUCCCCAUAUGCCGCCCACGAUGAAAUUUGAAACACCAAUAUUUCACCCCAAUAUCUAUCCCACCGGUGAAGUCUGUAUAUCUAUUCUUCACCCUCCGGAAGACGACAAAUACGGUUACGAGUCUGCUGCCGAGCGCUGGUCGCCAGUACAGACACCUGAGACUAUCCUCCUAAGCGUAAUCAGCAUGCUCUCCAGUCCCAACGAUGAGAGUCCGGCAAAUGUGGAAGCUGCAAGGCUUUGGCGUGAGGAUCCGAAAGAAUUCAAGAAGAGGGUAAGGCAAUGCGUGAGACAGAGCCUGGGGGAGGACUGAUGUGCUCGAUUCCCAACUAUUUUACGGUUCUCGUUUUCUUUCUCCUUAUUUCCGUAUGGAGUUUUCCGUUUCUCUCAUUAAUGGCAGCUCAGUGAGGUAUUUAAAUCAACUCAGGCAUGCCUUUCUAUAAGAGCAUUGUUUCCUUGUUCUUUCCUUUCUUUUAUUCUAGCCAUCUUUACGAAGUACAUGUCCCAUCUAUUUUCUCAUCAGUUCCGUGAACAGCGUCUCGCAGCGGAGUCACACCAUGUCCAUAGUAUUAGUUGAUUUUCUCUGCGAUAGCAGCUAGACAUGCUUGCCAAACCUAUUUCCGUU